Laccaria bicolor S238N-H82 is the source of this 201-nucleotide messenger RNA. RefSeq lists its product as uncharacterized. NCBI's taxonomy places the organism in Eukaryota, Fungi, Basidiomycota, Agaricomycetes, Agaricales, Hydnangiaceae. The coding region runs from base 1 to 201 and encodes 66 amino acids. The transcript is spliced from 5 exons. The record is from RefSeq and is a predicted model, not a curated record.
AUGUUAAGUCCUUUUGGACUUAUUUUUCUUCCAUCUAACUUGGUUGUUGUGCUGUUCAUUUGCUGUGUUCCCGAUUUUGCCUUUGCCCAUACAUCAUUGCUGUGUCCCCUCCUUUUGCCUUUGUCCAUCUACACACCUCACUCCACCCUUUUUACUGCAUCCCUUUCCUAUAGUCCUUUUAAUACAAAUGUCUUUUGUUAG